GUUUGUGUUCAAGUCAUCGAGACAAAUUUUGUUAAAUUGUUACAUAUAUCAGGCUUUUUAGGUAUUAUAAUUUGUUAUAUUAUGGUUAAUGAUACUACCUAGUAGUAGUUGUUUAAGCUGUUAUUAACUAAGGCAGAAGUGCGUUGUGUAAAAGUGGUGUGCUUAAGACAGAAGCCAGAGCAUCGCAUUUUGAUACAUGUGUAAGAAAGACAUAUGGGAUUAUAGCUUGUUAAUAAAUAAGGACUAGUGAUUGUUAGCUAGUGAGUUAUUCUCCGGUGGUAGUGAUGAGUCUAAAAAUCUGAUGAGACAGUUCUCAGUAUUUUUUCGUUAUUUCUCUAGCAUUUAUGUACACGUGUAAUUCAGUUAUUUGCUUGUUUUAUUUCCUUGAGUUCCGACUGGAACUUAUGGCUUCAAGCUUGAGUUUUGAAGUUUCAAUAGCGUCGGCGUUUAGUUUUUACGGGAUAGGGUUGCUGGUCUCAUACCUAACCUUAUUACCGGCUGAGCGAGAGGUUUAGCAGUGCGACCGCCAGGAAUCGUACCCCGAACCACUUACGUGGUCGAAGAGUAUUUUACCACUGAACUACCGAUACACAGUGGUAGAAUGGUAAUAAAUCCCUUGAUAUCGAGUAACAGGGACUCGAACGUCAGGGGAAUAAGUUUAAUCCAUGUUGUAAAAUUAGGUGCUUACUGAUGAGCGUCAGCAAACUUGAAACUUAGGUUGAAUAAGCGAAAUUACAUUAUGGCUGACUUGUAGUAUAAUACACUACCUUAGUACUGUAUUCAUCAGUUUGGUAAUUACCAAAUAAUCUCCUGGGGAUAAAACUUGUCUUAUUCUUUUUGAGGCAGAUGUGUGCAUAAUUGACCACUAGACAAUAUAGUGUUGGUUAGCUAAUUUGGGAAACACUGUAUUGUCUAGAUUUUGAGUCUUUUGUGGAAUAUUGAUCACUUUUGAAUGUGCAGAUGUCGUCACAAAUCAAUAAGAGUUAGAAAGUCAAUCGUUCAUCCAGUUAGUACUACCCCUGUCGUAAGGUGAAAAUUCUUAGUGAGGUUUCUGGUGAGGUCAUAUGUGUAUACGUACACCGAAGUCUCGAACUCGGACGAAAUAUCCCACCAUGAUUCUAUUAAUUUUGUUGGUUCAUGAUGAAAUGAGCAUUCCUUCCUUACAUUCCGAGUGGAACAAAGCGCUUCAAGCUUGAUCUUUGAAGUUUCAGUAGUAACAGUGGUGUUUUUUUUUACGGGGUGGAGUUGCUAGUCCAACCUUCCCUCUUACCAGCUAGUUAACUAGUCGAGGUUUGUUGGAGUGUGUCGAGCGGGGAUCGAACUUGGACCACAUGCGUGGUUGUUGUAAUAUAAAUAAACUGAAUGGCAUGUAGAAUGUGUUUUACCACUCAAAUUUUUAUGAAUACCGACUAAUAUUGUGAAACUCGUCAUUUCCGAAUAAGACAGCUCAAGGUGAGAAAUCACCAAAGUUUCCUUUGAUUAUCUCAGGUAUUCAGAUCACAAUAUGUGAUCUGCAGAUAAAUUUCAAUCUAGGAAGCAUGUUAAGUAGCAUAGGGAUUUCAUACUAAUGAUUGAUGUGAGUAGCGGGAUACAAUUCAUAUCAAGGUGUGUAGUGAUAGUAGUAGGAAGAUCGGAGUGAUCUAAAUGCUAAACGUCCGUUUUACCUUUUUGUGGUUCAUUGUCAUCAGUAGUGUACAUGGUUUGACUCAGCUCAUGGAGCUGAAUUAGUUGCAAACCACUGAAAUUCCGGCAGCCAAAAACUGUGUAAUUUGGAAGUACGAGAUAAGUAGUGUAACAAUACUGUUGAAGAUCGAACACAUAUCUAUUAACCGAAAGAGACAAAUCCUAUCUAGGCCUACACGUGAGUCACAUGUAUAACGUGAUGGCCAAUGAUAUUAUAUAGUUGUCUAGACAGGAGUAGGUAGAUGAAGCGGGUUUUGAACCUGCGAUUCAUUGGGUGACUGAAAUCUUAACUCCAUCGGGGUUGGCAAGUAAGACUUCUCAGCUCACCAGUCAUAAUUCGAUUGGCAAGGCCUAGCAUAAAAAAUCGUGUUUAACACUUGUCAGCCACACACACGCACUUAAAAACAUUCCUGUGAGUAAUAGUAAUCCCCCCGUCGUCGAAAAUCGAAACCAGACAUCACUAUAUCAGACACUAUAGUUUUGGUUAUUGGAUCACAAGACUACGAUAGGCGACGGGAAAUUAUCUAUGCUUCUCAAUGGUAUAGUGUGUUUGUUUGUUCAUGAUACAGUGAUUUCAAGAUUCUGCAUGUGGCAUGAUCCUGAUGACCUAAUGAUUCCCGACAGAAAUCCCACUGUCAUUAUAGUUGGACAGUUGAGGACGUUUUCCUGACAUAUAAUGCCAUAUAAUAUAGUUUGCAAAUUGACAGUUUAUUUUGGAUAUGUUUAGUGUAACUUUUGUUUUAAGGGUUAUUGGUUGAAAAUUCGCUCCCUUAUCCUCUCUCUCCCUUACUAUCUUCUACAGAUAUGAGUGAAUUAAUUAUACCUAACGGUAAUUCAACGGAUUCAGAAUAUGAAUCAGAUGGUUGGCAAGAAGUUACAGUGCCGGAUUCAGCUUCACCAGAAAAAUAUAUCUGUUUAGUGUGUGAUGUAAAUUGUGAUUCUGUAGUCGGAUUUUUUCGUCAUCUCACUAUACAACACGAAUGGGUUAACCUAUUAGAUGGUGAAGGCAGAAGUAUAUUCAAUGAUCAAUAUGAUUGGAUUCGUUUUGUAAAUUUUGUGCGUAAAACUAAACCAACUGAUUUACGUCAAGCGUUUUUUGAUAUGGUUUGGAAAACAGAUUCCAUGGACUUACUUUAUCCUGUCUUAACGGAUGAUGAGGUUUUAUCAAUUGAUAUUGAAUCAUAUUUGGUAGAUAAUAGUCAAAAUGAACAAGUUGUUAAUGGAACAGUGCUAUCAAAUGGAUUAAAUGCUGGCGCUACUGGUACUACUUAUUCCAGAGAGCUCAUUAUUGAGCGUCCAUCACAGGAAUUGUUACGACUAGUAGAAGAGAAUAGAACAUUACGCGCACAACUAAAUAAUUGCAAACUUCUACUUUCAAAUAUGGCUAAAGAGCCAGUAAGAACAAAAUCAUCUAGUCGUUCACCAGAUCGUAAGUCUGAUAUCAUCGAACCGAAUGAUUCUUCGUAUUUUGGAUCUUAUGGCCAUUUUGAGAUACAUGGUGAAAUGAUAAAUGAUCGAAUACGUACUGAUUCUUAUGUGAAUUUUAUUUUAUCUAACUCUGACAAGUAUUUUAAGGACAAGAUAAUCUUAGAUGUUGGAUCUGGUUCAGGUAUACUAUCUAUGAUUGCCUCAAAAGCUGGUGCUAAACAUGUUUAUGGUGUAGAGGCAGCUGAUGAGAUAUAUGCAGCUUCACAUGAAACUUUAAGGGUGAAUAAUCUACUCGAUCGUAUUACAAUUAUACAUGGUCAAGCAGAGUCUGUUGAACUUCCUGUUAAAAAAGUUGAUGUUAUUAUCUCAGAAUGGAUGGGAUAUUUUCUAUUCUUUGAGUCAAUGCUUGACUCUGUGCUGAAUAUUGCUUCAAAAUAUUUAUCCCCAGAUGGAUAUAUAUUCCCGCGUCAUUAUACACUUCAUCUAUUGGGUGUGCAAUGCUCAGAUAAAUUACGUCAACGUCGACUGGAACAUUGGAACAAUGUUUAUGGAUAUAAUAUGCCAGCAUUGCGUCGUGCUGCAUUGAGUGAAGCUCAUAUAUUAAAUUUAACAAAUGAACAAACUCCAUCCUCACCAUUAUUAUUCUCACCCAAUGUGUCACUGGCAUCCUUACAAUCAUCAUUCGCCACUUGCUCAUCAGAAUCGGGGAAAACAACUUCACCGAUUACAAUUUUAACUUCCCAACCGUAUGAAUUAAUCGAUAUAGACUUGUGUGAUAUGCAUAAGCAACGCGUUUAUAAUUUAACAAAUAACUCUUCUAUAUUAUGUGAACAAAAUUUUAGUUUGCUCAUACAACCAUCGAAUCUAUCAACAAAGAUAAGUGGCACUUUUAAAUUAGAUGCUAUUGUUGGAUAUUUCAAUGUACGUUUUAAUGAUGCAGCAGACGUCAAGGUUGAAUUUUCAACAUCACCGACUGCUCCUUUGACACACUGGAAACAAACACUGUUGUUCUUAGAUAAGCCAAUUCUUGUUAAGCCAAGUGAUUUAGUCACUGGGAAGAUAACAAUUCGUCGUGCAACACUCGAUAAUCGUGGAUUGGAGAUUACUUUAAAGAUUAACGGGACAAUGGAUUAUCCUGAAGAUCUCACAUGUUUUGCCAAGUCAGAUUUCAAUCAUGUUCAAUGGAUUAAUGAAGCGUUGAAACCUUAUGCCUCUGAUCCGAAUUACCUGGAUCAAAAAGUAUCUGAUCUGGUUUUACAACUUCAAAAUCAAAUGAAGGAUGUUAUGCAAACAUUGGAUCAUGCAUGUCAAGAGGCGAUUUCUUUUGUUCCACGUGUUCUACGUGAAAUGGAAUCAGUCAAAACCGAUGCAACAAUAUUGGAUUCCGAUUUGAAAUCACUACAACAUGAUAAUCUUCAAAUGGAUAAUAAUAGUCAAAGUAUUGUUACUUCACUUGUUGAAUUGGAUAGAACACGAAGAAAUGCUCAGUCAGCUGCAGAUGCCUUACGUGAAACAGAUCGUUGGAUUAAUUUAAUUCAAUGUAUCAACGAGUUAUUUGAAACAGAAGACUUGGACCAGCUUUGUUCCACUAUUGAAUCUAUGGAUCAGUGUCUAAUUUCAUUGAUCUAUGUGAACGACUAUGAAGAACGUGUCAAAGCUGUUGACAAAUAUAAAAACAAUUUAGAAAGUUUAAUUGCACCACAAUUAAUUCAAUCCUUGGAUGAAUUGAAUUCAAUAAUAAUGCAAAAUAUACAUAUGAUGAUGAAUAAUGGAGGCGGUGAUGACGAAAACAACGACCAUGGAAGUGAUUAUUAUACGUCACUACCAUCGCUGACAUUACUGCCAACAGCCACGACAAAGACAUUGACAUCUGUACAACCAUUGAAUGAUUAUCGUAAAUGUUUAAGGAAAACGAAUCAUUUACUAAAUUUAUUAUAUCGUAUUGGACGUGAAAAUGCUGCUAAAAAAUAUUAUACUAAUUGGCUGAAAGAUCAGUUGACAAGUUUUUGGAAUCGCAGCAUGUCCCAAACAAUAACAGAAUCAGCCACACUAACAACAACGGCGGCGACAACAACAGAUACAAUCUUGUUAACAUCACUUGUUCAAGAUUUAUCUGCAUAUCCAUCUAAUUUAAUUGGAGUCGAGAAAUCAACAAAGAUGAAUUAUUUGUCAUCAACAGUUUCUGAGAAUGAUAAAAAUUCAUCAACUACUAUCAAGAAUAUAAUAUAUUUCUAUGCAUUAAUAAUUAUUUUCUUCAAAGGUCAGUUAGGUGCCAAAUUAUUUACGGCACCACAAAAAGAACAAAAUUCGACUCGACCAUCUUAUCCGAUUGGAAUACUUGUAGAUUUUACUGAAUCACUGGAAUCGCUUAAAUCAUUUCAAAAAUUUACUAAUUCAAUAUCUGAUUAUUAUUCACUUGGAUGUUUGUUCCGGGUAACUGUAAAAUGUUUACAUUGUUUUGAAGAACUUCUAGUUCCAAUUUAUUCUGAUAUUAUGCGGAAUAAUCAAUGCUCCAGUGAUGUGAAUAGUUUUGAUAAUAAUGACAGUGAUAGUCAUCAUAAGAAGGUCAAAGAUAAUUUUGUUGAAAAUUUCAAAAAUGCUUUCACUCGACUCAUUCAAACAAUGAUCAAUCCAUUUAUAGGUCUACCCGAAUUAUUUGCUAAGCAUAUACGUCAACAGUUUGAUCAAGAGUUGAAUAAAUUGAAUAUUACAGUCGGCAACAAUCUAUCUGAUGUAUGGAAAAAGUUGAAUGAAGAUGUUGUCAGUCGAUCUCUGGGUUUAUUUUGUGAUGCAAUUAACUUGUGUUUUGAAGCAACUGGUGCUAUAAGUACACCAUUCAUACUGGAUAUUAUUCAUUCCUAUUGGGAUUCACUUAUUGCUAAAUGGAUGGUAUGGAAUAAUUGGAUUGAAAAACAGUUAGUUAAAUCUGAUUCUGAUUUGGGUUAUAAUCAAGCCUACGGCUUUAUGUGGGUAAUAAAAUUUGCACAUUUAACAGGUGAUUUAAGCUCACAGUCUGAUACUUUUGUCGAAUAUGCCAUGUCAAAAUGUACAGAUUGGCUGUCACAAAUUUUAAAUGCUGAUGAGAAUAUAAUCACACCUAAAGAGAAGAAUACGCUGGCCUUCAGUAGUACAAAAAAUGAUAAUAGUAGCAGUAAUAAUAACACCGAUAAUCUGCCCUCUCGUAUACCAAAUAUCCUUCUCUGCAUCUUACGUCAAUUAGUUUUAAAACAAUCAUCAGAAUGUCAACAUUCAAUCAAAAUUAUAGCACAUUCAUCUGGUCUCACAACACCACCACCAAAUGAAAUGACAAAUCAUCAAAGGACAUUAACCAGUUCAACAAUGCUGAAAACACGUUCUAAUUUGCAUGGAUUUCAUAAGUCGAGUUCUAUGCUAUGUCGUGCUACAGUUGGUAUUGUACGUCAAGUUGCUUUAGCCCCAAUACGUUAUUAUUUAAAACCUGUAAAAGAUUUAACCAUCUGGUUCACUUAUCCAAAUAAUGGAGAAGUAUGUCUACCAGAUAUGGCGUAUCUACCUCAGGAUUAUAUCACUCAAAUUGGUCAGUAUCUGUUUAUGCUACCAGGUCAGUUGGAACCGUACUUAUCAACUAGCGAUACGAGUUUUGAAAUAACUGAAGGAAGUCAAUUUGAUGAUUCGCCACCGUCAUUAUCAUCUACCGGUUUAACACAAUGUUUAUAUUUAGGUGAUUUAGAGACUAGUUAUACAAUUACAUCGCAUAAAAUAAGCGAAAGUCAACAACAACAACAACAGCAGCAGCAGCAGGUGUCGCCAACAACAUCUUCGGCAUUACAACAACAAGAAGCCAGUGGAACAACAACAACGUCAAAAACACCUCGUAAACGGCUACUAAGUAGUAAUUUUAGUCAUCAAAUGAAAUCUACUCCAGACAAUACUAAAACACCGAAUGAGUCCUUUGUCUACUAUUGGUUAGAGAAUUUAAUUUCUGUGAAUGUCUGUGAUCUUAUUAUUAAUACAAUCCUACAAAUUGGUAUGAAUAAGUCUGCUGUGAAACCAUUAACAAAAGAAUCAAAAAUAUCUGCUAUAAAUAAAACUUCAAAAUCGAAUGGUGACGAGGAUGUUGACGGAUAUGAAAGUGAUAAUGAUGCAGACGACCAACCGCUACUCACUAAACAUGGUUUAAAACAAUUAGAUGUAGACUUGGGUUAUCUGUUCAGUAUGCUCCAUGAUUUAGGUGUUACUGUUCCGAGUAAUCUGCAAACAUUACGUGAUUUAAUCAAUUGUGAUGCAGAACAAUUCCCCAAGUUAUGCGCUGAUCGUCCACCUAAAAUUGUAAAUACCGUAGCUAAUUUCCGUGGUUUUUAA
Trichobilharzia regenti is the source of this 7452-nucleotide messenger RNA. Lineage: Eukaryota; Metazoa; Platyhelminthes; Trematoda; Strigeidida; Schistosomatidae. The record is from the annotation of a GenBank genome assembly.